Molecule: messenger RNA, 2631 nt
Organism: Ictalurus furcatus (blue catfish)
Lineage: Eukaryota; Metazoa; Chordata; Actinopteri; Siluriformes; Ictaluridae
Gene: gtse1
Product: G-2 and S-phase expressed 1
Exons: 12
Coding region: 182-2398 (738 amino acids)
Cellular component (GO): cytoplasmic microtubule; microtubule cytoskeleton
Molecular function (GO): microtubule binding
Source: RefSeq, a predicted model, not a curated record
UAAAUCACGUGAUCUUUGAAUUCGGCCUGUGGACGAAAUUUGAAAUGUGUUAAGCCUUGUUUAGAAGCUUGUGUUCGUAGUAAGCUCGCACAAGGGGGAAAAGGGACAAAAUUUGCGCCGUGAAUUUGAAACACACAAAAAACGGACUUUGGACUUUGACCUCCCAUCUGUUUUUCUGUUGAUGAUGGCUUCGAUAGCCGAUGAUGAUUUUUGCUCAUUGGCUGAAGAGAAGUUUGAUUUUGAAGUUUCACUGUCACCAGCAAGUUCUAAAGGAGAAGAUGAUGUUGAAGAUGAAGUCUUCCUGGGUCCUGUCACACAUAAGGAGAGAUCUAUUUCCCAUGGAGUGGAGACCCAUAUGAAAGAUAGUAUGAGCAGUGGGCCAUCUUUGGGUGAGGAGCCCAGCUGGAGCCCACUGCUUGAGGAGAACUUUGAGGAAAUUCACAAAGAAGCUCAUCUUUUAGCCAGCCACCUUGAGAGAACUCUUACUGAGCCUGUUGCAAAAGACCUUACAGCUGCUUCCAGUUUGCCUGAAGAUGCAGAAAAGUUUGAGAUGGACUCCUCGGCCAAACUGGGCAUGUUCAAACCAGCUGAUACACUUAGCCCCAUUAAAAGAGAAACAUUUUGUAUUCAGGACAGCCCCAUGAAACAGCUUCCACCUGCCAUUCAGAAGCGACUGCAGAAGUCUAGCACUAUGUCUGGAGGCAUACCACGUCUUAGCACCUCCAGCCCUGUGAGAACUACUGACACCCAACCUAAAAUGGCUACAAGAGGGAAAAGCCUUGUUCCCAGUGGCAGAGUACUACCUAAUAAACCCACAGCCAUGGGGAACUCUCGACCUUCCUCUGGCACCCGACCAGCACUUCCUAGCAAAAAUCGGCUUCCACCACCCAGCAAAAGCUGUUUUGGCCUGAAGCGGAGUCCUGGUAGUAGAGACGCAAGCAGAACAGGCUCUGCUGAAGACCUGCUCUCUGAUACAACUAGUGUAGCCUCUGAUAUGAGUGAUUCUUCGUUCAACACAAGCCUGCCGGUAAAGAGAGCUCUUCCAGCCGCCAGCAAGACUGAAUUAAGAGGUGGUGCACCUCUUCGUAAAGUUCCUACGCUACCUAACAGGAGAGUGGUGGACCGAAGCCAGAAUACUUCUUCCUCCUCCUCUUCUGUGUCUAGUAUCAACUCAAGCCUGUCUGUCUCUCCAACUGGUAAAUGCAAACUGAAUUCCUCCCUGAACACCAGUGUGAGUAGCAUUAGUGGCCGCAUUCCCAGCAGUGGCAGCAGAUUUCCCAGUUCCAACUGCAAGUCGGGAAUCAUCAGCAAACCUCUGGAAUCCUCUGCUGGAAGAACGACAUCCUUCUCCACACAGGGAAGGAAAGGAUCUGAGCCUGUUCCUAGACCAGUGAAGGCCACCCCUAUUAGGAGAACAGAGACUGGACUUUCUGUUCAGUACCAAACACCAGCUAAGAAGACUAUGCAGAGGACCACCUCUGUGCCCAGCAUAUCUACACUUGCUGCUAAGACUGGAAGCACUGUUAAGGUGAACUCUAGCUUGAAAGCUUUCAUGGCACCGUCUCCAACAAACACUCUGAAAGGUGUACGAGGAUCUGAAGUUACAUCUUCGCCUGAUGUUCCUCGAAUUAUGAAACCGAAAAGACUGAUGUCAGCUUGCAGUGUGGACAGUGUUCCACAGAGACUCGUUCUUCCUACUUCUCAUGGCCUCCAGACAGCUUCAAGUGUAUCUGAGAAUCCGUUCCAGUCUAAACUGCGGCGUCCAUCUGCUCUACCUACACCUGUGAGCCGCCGUAUGUCUGGCAUCCCCAUGCUGACACCCAAAAGUGUGCCUCGCCUUAACAAAUCAUCCCACACCCCUGAGCCACAAUCACCAAUUUCCAGCUCAGGGAUUAGUCAUGCUAGCCCAGGUCAGCUGAAGCAGAGUGAGCAGCAGGAAGUAGUCGAAAAGGCAGAGCCCAAGGAGGACUCAUAUGCUCUGGUUGAGCUUCAGCCCCACUCGCUGGUCUUUAUUCUGGAGGAUGAUUUUAAUGGACCCACUGCUUGUGAGCCUGCUGCAGUGAAGUCUUCCAAACCAUCCCCAGAUGAUCCGGAGCCUCAUCCGACCAACUCAGAAUGUCCAUCGUUUUCAAAGUCUGAGGAAAUUCUGCACAACCCUCAGUUGAAGAAGACAGAAACACAGGAGGUACUGCUGGUGGAUGCACCUGCUCCUGUUUUGAAGCCUGAAGAGAAGGUACUCAUUGACCUUUCCAACACCCCUGAUUUGAUCAAAACCAUUCCCAGUAAGGGUUUUGGUGGACAGCUGAUUGAUUUGAGCUCACCUCUUAUAAAAUGGAGUCCAGACGGAAAGAAUGAGGCUGUGAAUGAGGCUCCUCCACUCAUUAACUUGUCCUUCUGAAGAACCUGCAUUUCCAAGUGAACAAAUCUGAGAAAAAUAAAAUUACAGAAACACUAUCAUAUGAAAAGCAUGUGCAUUUAUUCAUGCGGUUGAUUGUGCUGUGAUUGUUUUAUUAUGCUGGAGCCUGUCAGUGUUACUGUUUAGAGUAAUUUACUUUUGAAUGUUCAUCUUUGUUACUCUGUUUUUGUUGUCCCCCACCCCCCCAGAAAGGUACAAAUAAAAUAUCUAGACUA